Messenger RNA from Camellia sinensis, 748 nucleotides. The record is from RefSeq and is a predicted model, not a curated record. Lineage: Eukaryota; Viridiplantae; Streptophyta; Magnoliopsida; Ericales; Theaceae.
AUCUCACAAGCUUCCAGCUACACGAUCUCGACUCAGUCGAGCUUCCACCGAGUCUGACCGAGUUGGACCUCACCGCCAAUCGACUCUCCACCUUGGACCUCCGGAUUGCCCACCUUUCCAACCUCAGGAAGCUCUCUCUCCGCCAGAACCUCUUACACAGCCGCCACACCCAUUUCUCAGCCUACUCUCUCUCUAGAUCGAGAGGCCAUCCUUCUUCUUCAACAAGCCAGCAGUGCCGCCGUUUGCAUAGACCUCCAUCGCGGCUUCAAGCAACACCGCCGAAGACCCAACCAUCAACUUGUUGCAGCUUCGACAGUCGUAGGCGUCGUGGCCCAAGCUGCCACUCACCUUCGGUGCUUCUCUUCAGUGUAACGAGCAGCUCCUCACAGACCCAAACACAUCGGAGCUCCAUUCCUACUGAUCGUAGCUCUCUCAAAUCUAUGGAGCUUGAGAAUGCCAUCACAGAUCGACGAGUGCUUGUUCUCAAUCUUAGAUCUGUAGUCUUUGAUCUCCGACCUCGGAUCUGAGUUUAACCACUAUGACUCCGCUGUCACGCGAAUCAACAACGGCUAGUCGUCGGAGUCGCUGAAGUUGUCUCUUCUGCCUUAAAUCGCCUCAGAUCGUCAACAGCAUUCUCAAGCUGGUGUGUUUUACUCUCUAGUUGAGAGAGUCUUGCACUGAGCCCAUCCACCACAUGUAACAGAAUCAAUGUAGUUCAUAGAACUGGAAUUUCUGACAAGGGAAGGGC